ACAUCCUUCUUAUCUACAGAAGUUUGCUGUGUCUAAAUGUGAUCCUCAGAUAGAAAGAUUAUCCUUAAUGCCUCGAUAACAGACAUCCUUUUAUUCAGCAAGAGAAAACCAUCUUUGCAGUCAUUUAAUGUUAAAUUGAAGUCUUUAAUUUUUUAGGUUGUAUAAAUAUAAUAUUUAGAAAAUUGUAAAGUUUGAUUUAUAUAGAGUUCUAUUCCUAUCAUUCAUACUCUGUAGUAUACAUAUAUUUAACAUAAAUCUGUAAUUUAAAGUAUGUUUUAUUGGAGGCCACAUAUACCCAUCUUAUCUUUUAAUACUGAGUAAAAACUCAGGUAAUUUUACUCCAUGUACUAUUUAAUUGACGAGCUUCAAACAACCAUCAAUGGCUCUUUGGCUUAAAGACAGAUUAUAAACCUUAUUGGGAUCCCUCUUAUGAAAUAAAUACAGUUUAGAAUGUUUAUGGUAUAUAUAAACAUUUUAUAUGGUAUAUAUAUAUAUAUAUACUUUUAAACAUCAAAGAUUUUGCUAAAAUAUAGGACAAUCACUGUGCAACUCACAUAUAUUUCUAUUAGUUCUUCCUGAAGGCAAUUUUCCUGUUGGUGGAUCUUGCCUACCAUGAAUAACAUUGUGGUAUCACAGAAGAUUAUGCAAUGUCGAGUAGGAGAAGAAGUACCAUGAGGAUGUCAACAUUGCCCAAAGACAACUCCAUAAUGACAACAUUAUGUCAUUCAAUGUUGUCAGGAACGACUGUUUUUAAAACAAAGAGAAAAACUGAGGUCAGGGGCUAGGAGAAUAUCCAGCCAUCAAUUUCAGGAAUAGGUUUGCUAAAGAUGUGUUGCUUCCCAAACACACAGUCACCAAAUGAUCACACUGGAAUUACCAAGGGCGAAGCUAGCUGAGCUAUGCCUGUUAAUGAAAUCAAUUCUUAAUUGCUUUUUUUUUUUCACAGCUGCAGUUCUAUCAAGAAUGAGCUCAGAACUUCGAUGCCAAUGCAUAAAUACACACUCCACACCUUUCCACCCCAAAUUUAUCAGAGAAUUGCGAGUGAUUGAGAGUGGACCACACUGUGAAAAUUCAGAAAUCAUUGUUAAGCUUGUCAAUGGCAAAGAGGUCUGCUUAAACCCCAAGGAAAAGUGGGUGCAGAAGGUUGUACAGAUAUUUUUGAAGAGAGCUGAGAAGAAAGAUCCAUGAAAACAACAACAACAACCAAAAAUCCAUUUGUCCUUGGUUUCCAAGAAUUCCCCAGUAAAGAUACCAAAGAAACUUCAAACAAAUCUACUUCAAUGCCUCAUGUACUGUGUAGGUCUGGUGUAGGGUUGCCAGAUAAAAUACAGGAUGCCCAGUUAUAUUUGAAUAUUAAGUAAAACAAUGAAUAUUUUUUUAAUGUCCCACAUACAUUGUUCCAUGUAGGACACACUUAUAUUUUAGAAAUUAUUCAUUGUGUACGGUAAAUUCAAAUUUAGCUGGAAAUCCUGUUUGUCGUUUUUGUUUUUUGUUAAAUCUUGCAACCCUAGUCUGCUGACCAGGAUUCAUGAGUCCUUGUUCAACUGAGCCUCAGUUUCUUCUUCACUCCCAAACUGGAGGAAAACAUCUCAGCCACUAACCUACCUCACAGAGAUGUGAGGGCAUGUGGAAACACUUUAAAUUUUAUUCAGUUAUGUAAAUUAUUUUGAAGUGUAACUUAUUCACCUAUUUAUUAUUUAUAUAUUUAUUUAAGCCUCAAAUAUAAUAAUGUUUGUGCAUGAAUUUGGAGAAAUGGGAAAGAAACGUUGUUGAUAAGUAUAAUGAUGGUAGUGAAUUUAUAUUUAUUUUUUAUACUAAGUGAUGUAUUACAGAACUACUUUGAUCAAGGCUGUUAUAUUAUGAUCACAGUGGCCAGAUUUAGCGAAUUAAUAGAAAAUAAACAAAAAACACAUCCAGUUGAUUUUUCUUUCAGAUAAACAAUAAAUAAUUUUUUAGUAUAAAUACAUCAUUAUUUAUCUGAAAUUUUAAUUGUGUUGGCAAUCCUACUUUUAAUAUGCCUGGUUUGGUCUUGUCACUGCAAGCCUUAUUAUGCAGUGCUGUGUUAAAUCACCUGAAUCCUGGGUUAUGACUAUCUUUCUCAAAACAGCAAAAAUUCACCAGGGAAUAUGAAUAAAGUAAUUUUUUGUUAUUUCUUAUUUAUUUAUUCCGAACAAUUAGAUUCUCAUAAUUUUAUUUAAAUUAUUGUAUAUUUUAACAUCAACUUUAUUUUUUACUUUAAGAUGCUUUUAUGUGUUCCCAAAGAGACUCUUUCUACUGUUUUUGAUAGUAUGAAAAUAUGAAUGUAUCUAUAAGACAUUUAAAAUAAAAUUAAUUGUCAAAGUCA
This is a messenger RNA of Delphinapterus leucas (beluga whale), 2344 nucleotides long. RefSeq names its product C-X-C motif chemokine ligand 8 (gene CXCL8). Gene Ontology annotation, molecular function: chemokine activity. Gene Ontology annotation, cellular component: extracellular region. Lineage: Eukaryota; Metazoa; Chordata; Mammalia; Artiodactyla; Monodontidae. Gene Ontology annotation, biological process: chemotaxis; defense response; immune response. The record is from RefSeq and is a predicted model, not a curated record.